This is a messenger RNA of Cladophialophora yegresii CBS 114405, 1140 nucleotides long. Its product is annotated as DNA excision repair protein ERCC-1. The transcript has a single exon. The coding region runs from base 1 to 1140 and encodes 379 amino acids. Gene Ontology annotation, biological process: UV-damage excision repair; meiotic mismatch repair; mitotic recombination. The record is from RefSeq and is a predicted model, not a curated record. NCBI's taxonomy places the organism in Eukaryota, Fungi, Ascomycota, Eurotiomycetes, Chaetothyriales, Herpotrichiellaceae. Gene Ontology annotation, cellular component: ERCC4-ERCC1 complex; nucleotide-excision repair factor 1 complex; nucleus. Gene Ontology annotation, molecular function: single-stranded DNA binding; damaged DNA binding.
AUGGCUGAGGAGUUCGACAACGUCGAUUUUCUUUCUGGGGAGACAUCUGUCAAAAGAUCAUCAGCACCGCAGCGGAAGGGGAGCCCGGCGACGAAUUCUGCGACCAAAGUGGUUCAGCCAAAGCCCCAAGCACUACCGUCAAGACAAGGUCCCUCAGCCAUCCUGGUGUCGACGCGUCAGAAAGGCAAUCCGAUCCUCAAACAUGUCACCCAGCUACCCUGGGAGUACUCCGAUAUACCGUGCGAUUAUGUUCUUGGAGCCACAACUUGCGCCUUGUUCUUAUCCCUGAAGUAUCACCGGCUGCACCCGGAAUACGUCUAUAGCCGCAUCCGCCAGUUGGGGAAGCUCUACAAUCUUCGUAUCUUGCUGGCGAUGGUCGACAUCGAAAAUCAUGAAGAAGCACUGAAGGAGUUGUCGAAAACCUCUAUGAUCAACAAUCUCACCUUGAUCCUGUGCUGGUCUUCUCAAGAAGCCGGCCGGUACCUGGAACUCUUCAAGUCUUAUGAGCACGCGUCUUCGGCCUCCAUUCGAGCUCACCGAGCAGAGACUUAUCAAGAGAGCUUGACUGAGUUCGUCACCACACCUCGAUCUAUCAACAAAACGGACGCCGCGAGCUUGAUCAUGAAUUUUGGAUCGCUUCGUGCAGCUGUCAAUGCUCAACCCGAAGAACUGGCCUUAGUCCCUGGUUUUGGUGAGAAGAAGGUCAAGGACUGGUACAACACGCUCCGUGAACCUUUCCGAGUGAGGAGAGCAGCGAAGUCCAAUGCCGCUUUGCUGAGGCAGGAAACAACUGUGGGUACGGCAACCAGUCUCGACACCGAUUAUGAGCCUGAAAGUGCACGUGAACCCAUACCGAUCAGCUCCGUUCCAACUUCGCAUGGACAGGCUUCCAAUACCGUCAUGGCAUCGAGCGACACCCCUGCGGGCCCUAGCCAUAAACGCUCGAGACCCGAAGCACUUGACGAUGAUUUCGAUGAUGACGACGAUGAAGCUGCGUGGCUUGCACUUGCUGAGGCCGAAGCCGCAAAGGCCAACGCAGAGAAAGAACAAGACGACUCGUCAGUCCCAGCGGCUCGGAAAGAACAAGAGCUAAGUUCAGGUGUUGCCGCCGCUCUGGCAAAACUGCGACAAAACGGGUGA